AUGACUCCGAACAAGCUGCCCAGCAGCAAGAGCCGACAUGAGAGAGAGCUCACCUGCAAGAACCGAACCAGCAACAAUGGUGGCCAAUCGCCUAGAGUUCGACCCCGGAAUUUCCUUACUAGCUCCCUUUACCCCAAGCAGAUUCAGACAUGCCGAUUGCGAAGCCAGCUGGGUCCCACCUCCAACCUGGGAGCUCUCGACAUUCUGGGCCGGGUCUUGACCAGUGGCUAUGUAAAUUGCCGACACAAUAUUGCUAGCAUGGGCAUUGAAGCCACCCAAAGCUCCGGCCAUGGCCGAACCAGUCAGAUUCUUGAGCAUGUUGAGCUCAACCAAGGCAGCUACACUUGUCUUUAA
Messenger RNA from Striga asiatica, 354 nucleotides. The record is from the annotation of a GenBank genome assembly. NCBI's taxonomy places the organism in Eukaryota, Viridiplantae, Streptophyta, Magnoliopsida, Lamiales, Orobanchaceae.